Messenger RNA from Closterium sp. NIES-65, 734 nucleotides. Lineage: Eukaryota; Viridiplantae; Streptophyta; Zygnematophyceae; Desmidiales; Closteriaceae. The record is from the annotation of a GenBank genome assembly.
AUGACUAGAGCUUAUGAGCUUAGGGAUGCAGACGCGAGUAGUGCAGAUCGUAGGGUCGCAGAGGCAGCAGCGGGAGGCGCAACAACAAAAGAGGAAGCAGCUGCAGCCGCCGCAGCAGCAGCAGCAGCAGCAGCAGCAGCACCUUUUGGGAAAGAAGAGGCUGUUAGGAAGGCGGGAGAGGAAGUGCGCAGAGGCGCGGUGAGAGAAGGAAAAGGGGAUGGACCUUCAGAAAUGGAGGGCGUGACUUUGGCUGGUGGGGAAGGGGGUGAGAAGGGAGAGAGGGAGCGUAGAGGGGUGGUGGGGGAAGGGAAGGGGGAUGGACCUUCAGAAAUGGGGGGCAUGGAGGGAGAUGGGGAGGGGCAUGAGAAGCGGGAGGAGGGAAACAGUGAGCCGGGUGCGCAGGGUGAAGGAGAUACUGGAGAGGGAGAGACGGGAGAGGGAGAAGGUGGAAAGCAAGAGGGUGAAAAGAAGGAGGGUGACAAGAAGGAGGGUGACAAGAAGGAGGGUGACAAGAAGGAGGGUGACGAGAAGGAGGGUGAAAAGGAGGAGGGAGAAAAGGAGGGAGAAAAGAAGGAGGGUAAAAAAAAGGAGGGUGAAAAGAAGCAGGGUGAAAAGGAAGAGGGGGUGGAAGAAAAGGAGGAAGCGGUGGAGCUGGGCUGGGAGGAGUUGCUGCCAGGCCUGCCAGAGCACUUGAAGAGCCACAGCCAGCUGGCACCGCUUUUCCGCACGCGAUA